Brassicogethes aeneus is the source of this 1164-nucleotide messenger RNA. NCBI's taxonomy places the organism in Eukaryota, Metazoa, Arthropoda, Insecta, Coleoptera, Nitidulidae. The record is from the annotation of a GenBank genome assembly.
AAUUGUUCGUGGUUGUCAUCUUUUUGAUAAUUUUGGAACAAAUAAGUUUGUCAUUUAUGAAUAUAUAAAUCCUUUUAAAAAAUUAUAGUGAGUUUUAUUGUUCAUAAAAAGUUUGUCAAAUUUAACAAUGGAUACGGAUAAUGGGUCUGAUGGCCCAUAUAAUGGGGGAAUAGAUCAAGCUUUGUUGCAACAAUUUAGUUGUAUGGGCACAUCUGACAAAGAAGAAUUAAUAAAUGAGCUACAAAAACUAUUGUGUGGAAAAAUUAACCAUUCUACUGCCUCAUUUUUUCUGGAUAUGAACAAUUGGAAUCUGCAAGGUGCAAUUUGUUCAUAUUUAGAUACUCAAACAACAACUAGAUUUCCGUCCAUGACCCUAGUCGAUUUUGUUGCAAACGAAACGGAUAGUGUAGAACCUAAUGUUAUAUUUCAAAAAUCCUGGCAUAUAACCAAUAACGGUUCAGAUCCGUGGCCGGCGGGCUGUUAUGCCGAAAUGGCCACAGGUUCGAACGAAACGGCGAAAAGGACAGCGGUGCCGAGCCUGCAACCGGGCGAGAAAACCAUUCUGACGGUGACUAUGGAAAGUCCGGCUACACCGGGCGUCUAUCAGAGCAAGUGGAGGCUUUGCACGCCAAACGGAAGCUAUUUUGGAGAUGAUUUGUGGUCUUUUAUGUAUGUGACGGAUAAGUGUACGGUUAGUUUAACGGAACAAUUAUCCCAAUUAAGUGAAUUAGGUGCUACACAACCAAUGAUGUCCCCUCAAAAUCCCUUUAUGCCAUCAAGAUCUCAAGUGGGUCCCAGUCAGGAAAAUUUCUCACCAGACGGUCCUGAUUCGGCAAUGUGUUAAUUUAAUAUUAGUGCCAACAAUAAAACACCAAAAUCAAUUAUGAACUGAGCAAGAAUUAUCCUUACUUGUAUAUAGUGUACAUAAAGUUAUAUACACCAAUUUUAAGCAUAGACUUAAUUUAAUUUCAUAAAAAUUUUAAAUCAAGCAGAUACUUUAGGUGAAAUUGUUAAAUUUCGAAUCGUUUUAUCAUAUCAAAUUGUUUUCCUUAAAAUAACUAAUUAAUGAAAGGAUCAGUCAACCUAAAAAUAUUUGGCAUUUUUUGUUUUGUCGUAUUAUCUAAAUUCUUAUUAGAUAAAAUUGAUCUUUAUUUUAAUAAUUAG